AUGGAGGAAAAUUACCAGACUGUGGUCUCCCUUGUUGCAGAGAAAAGAGAGAUAGCAAGUGAGAAGGAACCAGGAAGAGGGAUUGUGGAAAAAGAGGAAGACCAGCAUAUGGAAGUGAAAUCUGGAGAUCAGUUGGUACCAGAUAAAAAAUGCAGAUGGAAAAUGGAAGCAAAGAAGAAGCAGAGGAAGGGAUUGGUUGCUUGCCAGAGCCAGAAGGUGCAGGAGGCCCCAGACCAAGAUAAAAUGCAGAUGAGAAUGAGAAGGUUGAAGAGACUCAUGGUUGAGAAAAGGCUGAGCUGCAAAAUCAGUCUGAAAAAAUAUCAGAAUGUUACAACAUGCUGGAAAAGAUACAAAUGCUUGGAGUGUGGAAAGAGUUUUUCUUGUAAAGGCAGUCUAACUGCACAUCAAAGGAUUCACACAAGGGAAAAGUCAUAUAAAUGCUUGGAGCAUGGAAAGAGCUUUCCUCACAAGAGCAGCCUUACUGCACAUCAAAGGAUUCAUACAGGGCAAAAGCCAUAUAAAUGCUGGGAGUGUGGAAAGAGCUUUUCUUACAAAUGCAGCCUAAUUGCACAUCAAGGGAUUCACACAGGUGAGAAGCCAUAUAAAUGUUUGGAGUGUGGAAAGAGUUUUUCUUACAAUAGCAGCCUAACUGAGCAUCAAAGGAGUCAUACAUGGCAAAAGUCAUUUAAAUGCUUCGAGUGUGGAAAGAGCUUUUUUCAGCAUGUUGGCCUAACUAGACAUCAAAGGAUACAUACAGGGCAAAAGCCAUAUAAAUGCUUCGAGUGUGGAAAGAACUUUUCUCGCAAUAGCAACCUAACUGUACAUCAAAGGAUUCAUACAGGGAAAAAGCCAUAUAAGUGCUUGGAGUGUGGAAAGAGCUUUUAUCAGAGUGGCAACCUAAGUGCUCAUCAAAGGAUUCACACAGGUGAGAAGCCAUAUAAAUGUUUGGAGUGUGGAAAGAGUUUUGCUUACAAUAGUGAGCUAACUAAGCAUCAACGGAGUCAUACAGGGGAGAAGCCAUAUAAAUGCCUCGAGUGUGGAAAGAGCUUUUCUCAGAAUGGCAACCUAAGUGCUCAUCAAAGGAUUCACACAGGUGAGAAGCCAUAUAAAUGUUUGGAGUGUGGAAAGAGUUUUUCUUGCAAUAGCGAGCUAACUAAGCAUAAAAGGAGUCAUACAAGGGAGAAGCCAUAUAAAUGCUUCGAGUGUGGAAAGAGCUUUUCUUGCAAUACCCAGCUAACUACGCAUCAAAGGAGUCAUACAGGGGAGAAGCCAUAUAAAUGCUAUGAGUGUGGAAAGAGUUUUUCUCAGAAUUGCAGCCUAACUGUACAUCAAAGGAUUCAUACAGGGAAAAAGCCGUAUAAAUGCUUGGAGUGUGGAAAGAGCUUUUCUCAGAAUGGCAACCUAAGUGCUCAUCAAAGGAUUCACACAGGUGAGAAGCCAUAUAAAUGUUUGGAGUGUGGAAAGAGUUUUUCUUGCAACAGCCAGCUAACUAAGCAUCAAAGGAGUCAUACAGGGGAGAAGCCAUAUAAAUGCUUCGAGUGUGGAAAGAGCUUUUCUCAGAAUGGCAACCUAAGUGCUCAUCGAAGGAUUCACACAGGUGAGAAGCCAUAUAAAUGUUUGGAGUGUGGAAAGAGUUUUUCUUGCAAUAGCGAGCUAACUAAGCAUAAAAGGAGUCAUACAGGGGAGAAGCCAUAUAAAUGCUUCGAGUGUGGAAAGAGCUUUUCUCAGAAUCGCAGCCUAACUGUACAUCAAAGGAUUCACACAGGUGAGAAGCUAUAUAAAUGUUUGGAGUGUGGAAAGACUUUUUCUUACAAUAGCAACCUAACUGAGCAUCAAAGGAGUCAUACAGGGCAAAAGUCAUUUAAAUGCUACGAGUGUGGAAAGAGCUUUUCUCAGAAUGGCAACCUAAGUGCUCAUCAAAGGAUUCACACAGGUGAGAAGCCAUAUAAAUGUUUGGAGUGUGGAAAGAGUUUUUCUUGCAAUAGUGAGCUAACUAAGCAUCAAAGGAGUCAUACAGGGGAGAAGCCAUAUAAAUGCUUCGAGUGUGGAAAGAGCUUUUCUCAAAAUGGCAACCUAAGUGCUCAUCAAAGGAUUCACACAGGUGAGAAGCCAUAUAAAUGUUUGGAGUGUGGAAAGAGUUUUUCUUGCAAUAGCGAGCUAACUAAGCAUAAAAGGAGUCAUACAGGGGAGAAGCCAUAUAAAUGCUUCGAGUGUGGAAAGAGCUUUUCUCAGAAUCGCAGCCUAACUGUACAUCAAAGGAUUCACACAGGUGAGAAGCUAUAUAAAUGUUUGGAGUGUGGAAAGAGUUUUUCUUGCAAUAGCAACCUAACUGAGCAUCAAAGGAGUCAUACAGGGGAAAAGCCGUAUAAAUGCUUGGAGUGUGGAAGGAGCUUUUCUCAGAAUGGCAACCUAAGUUCUCAUCAAAUGAUUCACACAGGUGAGAAGCCAUAUAAAUGUUUGGAGUGUGGAAAGAGUUUUUCUUGCAAUAGCCAGCUAACUAAGCAUCACAGGAGUCAUACAGGGGAGAAGCCAUAUAAAUGCUUCGAGUGUGGAAAGAGUUUUUCUUGCAAUAGCCAGCUAACUAAGCAUCAAAGGAGUCAUACAGGGGAGAAGCCAUAUAAAUGCUUCGAGUGUGGAAAGAGAUUUUCUCAGAAGGGCAACCUAAGUGCUCAUCAAAGGAUUCACACAGGUGAGAAGCCAUAUAAAUGUUUGGAGUGUGGAAAGAGUUUUUCUUGCAACAGCCAGCUAACUACGCAUCAAAGGAGUCAUACAGGGGAGAAGCCAUAUAAAUGCUUCGAGUGUGGAAAGAGCUUUUCUCAGAAUCGCAACCUAACUGUACAUCAAAGGAUUCAUACAGGGAAAAAGCCGUAUAAAUGCUUGGAGUGUGGAAAGAGCUUUUCUCAGAAUGGCAACCUAAGUGCUCAUCAAAGGAUUCACACAGGUGAGAAGCCAUAUAAAUGUUUGGAGUGUGGAAAGAGUUUUUCUUGCAAUAACCAGCUAACUAAGCAUCAAAGGAGUCAUACAGGGGAGAAGCCAUAUAAAUGCUUCGAGUGUGGAAAGAGCUUUUCUCAGAAUGGCAACCUAAGUGCUCAUCAAAGGAGUCAUACAGGGGAAAAGCCGUAUAAAUGCUUGGAGUGUGGAAAGAGUUUUUCUCGCAAUAGCAGCGUAACUAAGUUUAAAUUGAUUCACACAGAAGAAAAGCCGUAUAAAUGCUUGGAGUGUGGAAAGAGCUUUUCUCACAAUGGCAGCCUAACUGCACAUCAAAGGAUUCACACAGGGGAAAAGCCAUUUAAAUGUUUGGAGUGUGGAAAGAGCUUUUCUCAGCAUGGCAGCCUAACUGCACAUCAAAGGAUUCACACAGGAGAAAAGCCGUAUAAAUGCUUUGAAUGUGGAAAAAACUUCUCACGGAAUGGACUCCUGACUGCACAUCAAAGGAUUCACACAGGGGAGAAGCCAUAUAAAUGUUUGGAAUGUGGAAAGAGCUUCUCUUGGAAUUAUUGCUUAGCUGCUCAUCAAAGCAUUCAUACAGGGGAGAAACCAUAUAAAUGCUUGGAGUGUGGAAAGAGCUUUCAUGUCAGUGUCAGGCUAACUGCCCAUCAAAGGAUUCACACAGGGGAGAAGCCAUAUAAAUGUUUGGAAUGUGGAAAGAGUUUCUCUUGGAAUUAUCGCUUAGCUGCUCAUCAAAGGAUUCAUACAGGGGAGAAACCAUAUAAAUGCUUGGAGUGUGGAAAGAGCUUUCAUCUCAGUGUUAGGCUAGCUGCACAUCAAAGGAUUCAUACAGGGGAAAAGCCGUAUAAAUGUUUAGAGUGUGGUAAGAGCUUCUCACGAAAUGGCCACCUAACUGAGCAUCAAAGGAUUCAUACAGGGGAGAAACCAUAUAAAUGCUUGGAGUGUGGAAAGAGCUUUUCUCGGAAUAGCACCCUAACUGAGCAUCAAAGGAUUCAUACAGGGGAACAGCCAUAUAAAUGCUUGGAGUGUGGAAAGAGCUUCUCACGGAAUGACCACCUAACAGAGCAUCAAAGGAGUCAUACAGGGGAGAAGCCAUAUAAAUGCUUGGAGUGUGGAAAGAGCUUUUGUCAGAAUGGCAGCCUAACAGUACAUCAAAGGAUUCACACAGGGGAGAAGCCAUAUAAAUGCUUGGAGUGUGGAAAGAAUUUCUCUGACAUUCGUACUCUAACUAUACAUCAAAGGUUUCACACAGGGGAGAAGCCGUUUAAAUGUUUGGAGUGUGGAAAGAGCUUCUCUGCCAGUAGUGCUCUAACUAAGCAUCAAAGGAUUCAUACAGGGGAAAAGCCAUAUAAAUGCCUGGAGUGUGGACAGAGUUUUUCCCACAAUAGCAGCCUAACUUAUCAUCAAAGGAUUCACACAGGGGAGAAACCAUAUAAAUGCUUGGAGUGUGAAAAGAGUUUUUCCCACAAUGGCAGCCUAACUGCACAUCAAAGAAUUCACACGGGGGAGAAGCCGUAUAAAUGCUUGGAGUGUGGAAAGAGCUUUUCUCAGAAUCAACACCUAACUGCACAUCAAAGGAUUCACACAGGGGAGAAGCUAUAUAAAUGCUUGGAGUGUGAAAAGAGCUUUUACCACAAUAGCAGCCUAAUUGUGCAUCAAAGGAUUCACACAGGAGAGAAGCCAUACAAAUGCUUGGAGUGUGGAAAGAGAUUUUCUCGGAACUGCAUCCUAACUGUGCAUCAAAAGAUUCACUCAAAGGAGAAGCCAUAUGAGUGCUUGGAAUGUGGAAAAAGUUUUUCUCGGAAUGACAAACUAAGUUUGCAUCAAAAGAUGCAUUCAAGGGAGAAACCAUAUGAAUGCUUGGAAAAUUGAAAGAGUUAUGCCCACAGUUGCUGUCUUACCUUACACCACAAGAAAGCCACCUAAUCGCAGUUAGCUUUCUUCACAUCAGUCUUUCAACGUUCUUCACAUUUAGUCAAAAGGAGAACUGAAUACCGCCUGGAUUUAUUCUGUUUUUUCAUCAUUUGUUUCGUAACAUUUGCCAAUUUUGAUUUCUUAGUCGUUUGAUAGAUUUGAUUCUGUAAUAUAAAAAUUGAACAGUUAUUUCAUUUAUGGACAAGGGUUGUUACAUCUCUGUUACCUCAAUAUAACUUUUCUUUUGGAAUUUGAGAGCAUGAAUAUAUAGAAUAGAAUCAUAGAAUCACAGAAUCAUAGAGUUGGAAGGGGCCAUACAGACCAUCUAGUCCAACCCCCUGCCCAGUGCAGGAUCAGCCUAAAGCAUCUCUGACAAGUAUUCAUCCAGCCUCUUCUUGUCAAACACUUUUAUCUUCGGGACUGUGAUGGGAAGACCUUCCCUGCUUUUUAUUUUUAUUCCCUCAAAGAUAUGGUUAUUAUUUAAAUUUGAAUAAUUUUGCCAAUACUUUAUUUUUUAAAAAUA
Messenger RNA from Eublepharis macularius, 5386 nucleotides. Its product is annotated as zinc finger protein 208-like. Lineage: Eukaryota; Metazoa; Chordata; Lepidosauria; Squamata; Eublepharidae. Gene Ontology annotation, molecular function: DNA-binding transcription activator activity, RNA polymerase II-specific; RNA polymerase II cis-regulatory region sequence-specific DNA binding. Gene Ontology annotation, cellular component: nucleus. Bases 1 to 4821 code for a protein of 1606 amino acids. Gene Ontology annotation, biological process: regulation of transcription by RNA polymerase II. The transcript has 4 exons. The record is from RefSeq and is a predicted model, not a curated record.